Molecule: messenger RNA, 726 nt
Organism: Peronospora farinosa
Lineage: Eukaryota; Oomycota; Peronosporomycetes; Peronosporales; Peronosporaceae
Source: the annotation of a GenBank genome assembly
AUGAACAUCAUUGCACUUCUUGCUGCCGUAAGCGCUUGCCUUGCAAUGGUGGAGGCCGACAAAACGACAGCCUAUGCAGACGAUAUAGAGCCGUUCAAGACGCCAGAAGCACAAGAUGGCGUUGAGCUCACUGCUCUCGAGUUUCAGCCGUAUUUUAAAAUUGAGGGGCCGUGUUCCUCGUAUCCUGCAGUAGACAAAUUCGGUGUGACCAGUAAGGGACUUCCGAAAGACGCUGAUGACUGCAAAAUCCCGUCGGAAAAGUCUCAGGCCUACACCCGUGGUAUGUGGCAUAAGAAGCGCUGGGCUCAAAUGAAUGCGGUUUAUAUUCCGAGUAAGGGAACAAACACUACCUGGGUGAACGUCGUUACGUUCUUAAACAAUCCCGACGUCAACCAUCAAAAGCUUUUGGCUGUUUCGUACUCACCCGGCAACGCCAAGAACAUCAACAGUUACAAAUCUCAAAACCCCCCCGAUGAAAAUGCGCUCAUAGAUGGCGGGCAUUUCAAGGUCGUGUACGAUAACAAAAAAAAAAUCCUUUAUCCCAAUAAAUCGUCCAAAGGAAAGCGCCAACCCCUUAUUGCGUGGGAUCAGCUGACCAAGGAGGCUCAGAAAGCUUUGAAUGACCCUUCGAGCUUUAACCAUGUCCAGGCUCCCUUCAACGACGCCAAUUUCAAAAACAACAUCUACAAGGCUUGGGAGGCUUCAGGUUUGCCUGUUACGAAAUGA